CUGCUGCGGCUUUUAAAACGCGAAACGUCGGUCGGUAGAGCGUUCACAUUGUGGUGGUUGAAUCGAAGUUCAAGUCGUUCGCGUAAAGGUACAACCAAACAAAAAAAAACUAUUCAGUUUUUGGCCAACAGCGAUUGUUCUUACGUUUAUUUGAUUAAGGAGAAAAACAGCUUGAAAAUUGUUCAGCAGCAGCUAAAAAAGCAAUCUAAAAACUAAUUUGAGUGAAAUACCAAAAAGUGGAACAACAAAAACUUUAAAUAUUUAUCCAAAAGGCCAAAGCAGCGAACAGAACAUCAACAGCCGCAAUAAGUAUUAGGAGGAGGCCCAUCCCCGAACCCCACAAAGAAGACAAGCAAAAGACAACAUAAGCCACGGGGGAAAGCAGCCAACGAACGGGCCAAAUGCAAAUUCAUAAGCAGAGGACCUGAACCUGAAGAUACAACCUCCAGAUAGAACACAUUUCCGCACUGAUACAGUGGGUCGGUAGAGAGAGAGAGACUGUGUUUGUUUAUUGCCUCGACUCAGCGACUGGAACCGCGAGAAUCCACAAGAUGCCCGGCCACUUGCACGCCAUAGAUCUUUGAGACCUCAGUGGCAGUACCCAAACCCCACACUCUGGUCUGCAUGCGUUGCACAUACAAUAUUCCAUCAGGCAGCAAUAUUUGGAGAGUGCCGUCGGUUGGUUGGGCAAUCGCCAGAUAAAUUCUAAUAAAUAGCCAGACAACAGAAUACUUGGCAUAAAAAUAAAUAAGAAUCGAAGAACCCGGAACGCAGUACGCAGUACGGAACUCGAACGCAUUGCAACAGAUUCAUCUGAGGUGUCGAGUGCAUUGCCCAGGCCAGGCCAGGCAGCAGCAGUUGGAGAUCUUUGUGGCAGCAUAGACGUAGGUCGCGGCCAAAGUGUUGCAAAGCAGGGGCACAGCCAGAGGCAACGGCAACCGCAGCGAGGUGUACACAUUUGGCACCAUGGAGGGCGGUUACGUCAAUGAAGCCAUCAUAUCCUAUACCAAUCCCAAGCUACAAAUGCCCCUAAUGGCAUCUGCAAUAUACGCGCCCACCACAACAUCCAAAUCUACAGCUACAGCAGCACCCGCUUCGGCUUCAUUAUCAUCAACACCACAACCACACUGCUCCUCAUCUUCGCCAGCAUCAGCAGCAUCAGCACCAUCCGCAUCCGCAUCCGCAUCCUCCGGGCCGGUUGGGGGAGGUGCUUUCCAAGGAUUCGUUACGAAAUUGCGUAAUUUCAAAUUUGAUGAUACGAAAAAUAUUAGAAAACGUUUCCAUUUCGAUUACAUAUCAAAGGACAGAUUUUUGGGCGGUCAACUGAAGACCAAGAAUGGACAGAAGUACGUGUUCAACGGACCGCCAUCGGGCGUGUAUGUCUCCAGGGCCUGCCUGAUCAUCUCGGCCUUCAUUAUCAUGGUGGCGCUGCUCUUCUCCAUAGCCGUCACCUACUUCUUGGCCCGUCAGGGCGUCUCUGCCCCCACAGAAGCCAGUCCCGGUUGCAUCACCGCUCACCACCCCGAGGUGAACGCCACGCCCAUUGAGACUGCUGGCUGGCUGAGCCUCAAUGCCCCGCCCAAAGCCACGCCGUCAACGGACACAGCAACAGCCCCGGCACCGCCACCUGUUGUGGAAACGGAGCCCAAGCUGGCAAAGGCAGCGCCCGUGGGUGACAUAGCCGUGCCGCCCCAGCCGCCAACGGAAGUCCUCGAUAACAGCACUAAGCCCACAGAUCGUGCUCUCAAGCUCUACGAGGGCUGGCGUCCACUGCACUACAGCCUGCUGAUUGAACCAAACAUUGUGACAUCGUCCAACAACGGCAGCCUGACCAUCGAGAUCGAGCGGGAUGUGGCCAAGGUGAGUGGCUGGGAGCCCAUUGUGCUGGACGUGCACAAUGUGAGCAUCGCCAAUGUGCGUGUCAUUCGGGCGCCACUUGCGGGCAAGACCACCAAUGGCAGCGAUGAGCUGGAGCUGGACUUUGACAGCGACUAUGGCGAGGACAAUGCCACAUUUGUGGUGCGACUGGACAAGUCCUUGGCCGCGGAGCCAAAGCUGCGGCUGCUGCUCAGUCUGGAUUUUAUCAGCCAGGUUACGGAGACACUGCAGGGAGUCUACAAGACGAGCUACACCAAUCCGGAUACCAAAAAGCCAGAAUGGAUGAUCAGCACACAAUUCUCGCCUAUCGAUGCGAGACGCGCCUUCCCCUGCUUCGACCGGCCCGACAUGAAGGCCAACUUCUCGAUCAGCAUCAUCCGCAACAGCCAGUACAAAAUGGCUCUGUCCAACAUGCCCAAGUCGCACAGCAGCGCCUAUCGUCCGGGCUUCAUCAGGGAUGACUUCCUGACCACACCCAAGAUGCCCACGUACCUGGUGGCCUUCAUUGUCUCGAAUAUGGUUGAUUCCCGCUACGCGGCACUCGACAGCAGUGUGAUGCCGCGAGUGGAGAUCUGGACACGGCCGACGUUUGUGGACAUGACCCACUAUGCCUACAAAAUGGUGCGCAAGUUCCUGCCAUACUACGAGGAGUACUUUGGCAUCAAGAACAAGCUGCCGAAGAUCGAUCUGGUCUCGGUGCCGGACUUUGGCUUUGCCGCAAUGGAGAAUUGGGGUUUGAUCACGUUCCGGGACUCGGCGCUGCUGGUGCCAGAGGAUCUGGAGCUGGCCUCCUCGUCGGAGCAUAUGCAGUACGUGGCCCAGAUCAUUGCCCAUGAGCUGGCCCACCAGUGGUUCGGCAAUCUGGUGACGCCCAAGUGGUGGGACGAUCUCUGGCUGAAGGAGGGUUUUGCCUGCUACAUGAGCUACAAGGCCCUGAACCAUGCCCAUCCCGAGUUCCAGAUCAUGGACACCUUCACCAUGCUGGAGUUCAAGGAGUCGAUGCAGCACGACGCGGACAACACCUCCCAUGCCAUCUCCUUUGACGUCAAGUCCACGAAUGAUGUGCGGCGCAUCUUCGAUCCGAUUAGCUACUCCAAGGGCACCAUCCUGCUGCGCAUGUUGAACUCCAUUGUGGGGGAUGAGGCCUUCCGCACGGCUACCCAGGAUCUGCUGCAGACCUUCGCCUACGAGAACAUGGAUCGCAACGAUCUGUGGGCAAUCCUCACCCGCCACGGCCACGAGAAGGGCACUCUGCCCAAGGAGCUGAAUGUCAAGCAGAUCAUGGACUCGUGGAUAACACAGCCGGGCUAUCCGGUGGUCAAUGUGGAGCGCCGUGGCGCUGACUUGGUGCUCCGCCAGGAGCGAUAUCUGCUGCCCGCCCCCAACCCAGCGGAUCACAGUCGCUGGUUCAUUCCCAUCACCUUCGAGACGGACGAGCUGCACAAGGGCGACAACAUACCCACGCACUGGAUGACCAACCAGGAGGACGAGCAGGAGCUCAUCGUCAGCCAUGUCUUCAACAGUGCCAGCAACAACGACAGCGUCGUCUACCUGAAUCUGAAUCGUCAGGGCUACUACCGCGUCAACUACGACAUGAUCUCAUGGCUGGCCCUCAAGAAGAACUUUAGCACCCUGCCACGGAUAACGAGAGCGCAGCUCCUCGACGAUGCACUCCAUCUGUCCCAGGCAGAGUAUCUGCCCUACGACAUUCCGCUGACCUUCCUCAUGGAGCUGUACACGUCCGUGGAUGAUGAGCUGCUGUGGAGUGCUGCCAAGCCGGGACUCAAUUAUCUGAUCUACAACUUGAAACGGGAGCCAGCCUAUGAGACCUUCAGGGCCUUUAUGAAGUUCAUCGUGCGUCCCGCCUUCGAUCAGUAUGGUCUGAAUGAGCCCGACAACGAGUCCCAUCUGCAGUUGAAGCAUCGCGCUCUGGUGGCCAACUUUGCCUGCAAAUUCAACUACGAUCGAUGCACCCAGGUGGCCCAGUCCAAGUUCCGCGAAUGGAUGCGGAAUACCAAAAAGAAUCCAAUUAAACCCAAUUUGAAAUCGGUGAUUUACUGCACGGCUCUGGCGGAGGGUUCCUACCCGGAGUGGUAUUUCGCCUACAAGCAAUACAAGACAACCACAAGCGCCUCUGAAAAGGAGGAGAUACUCACCUCCUUGGGCUGCACCACAAAGCCCUGGCUGCUGUCCAAAUACCUCAACAUGACCAUCAAUCCCACAUCGGGCAUAAUGAAGCAGGAUGGAGCACUGGCCUUCCGCGCCGUAGCCUCCAAUGCCAUUGGCUAUGAGAUUGCCUUCGAUUUCCUGCAGAGCAACAUCAAGGAGAUUGCCGAAUACUAUGGCGAUGGCUUCUCCACGCUCUCCGAGAUGAUCAAGUCCCUGACCAUCUACAUGAACAAGGAGUACCACAAGCAGCAGCUGCAGGACUUGUCCGCCAAUUGCCGCAAGCUGGGCCUCAGGGCCGUCGAGACGGCCAUCAAUCUGGCCAUGGAGCAGGUCAAUGAUAAUAUCUACUGGCGCAGCCACUCCUACCACAGCCUCAAGAACUUCCUCGAGGGCAUUGUCAGCGAGUUCCAGAUUAACAUUUUCUAAGUAGAAGCUGAAGCUGAAGCGAAAGUAAAACA
Molecule: messenger RNA, 4505 nt
Organism: Drosophila guanche
Lineage: Eukaryota; Metazoa; Arthropoda; Insecta; Diptera; Drosophilidae
Product: aminopeptidase N
Exons: 13
Coding region: 967-4473 (1168 amino acids)
Biological process (GO): peptide catabolic process; proteolysis
Cellular component (GO): cytoplasm
Molecular function (GO): zinc ion binding; peptide binding; metalloaminopeptidase activity
Source: RefSeq, a predicted model, not a curated record